Schizosaccharomyces osmophilus is the source of this 486-nucleotide messenger RNA. It is a transcript of the gene mix23, whose product is annotated as mitochondrial matrix import factor Mix23. The coding region runs from base 1 to 486 and encodes 161 amino acids. Gene Ontology annotation, cellular component: mitochondrial intermembrane space; mitochondrion. The record is from RefSeq and is a predicted model, not a curated record. The transcript is spliced from 2 exons. Lineage: Eukaryota; Fungi; Ascomycota; Schizosaccharomycetes; Schizosaccharomycetales; Schizosaccharomycetaceae.
AUGAAUGAAGAAAAGAGAGGACUUUGCUUGAACAUUCGGUAUUUGAAGAAUGUUUUAAGAAAGGCACGAAAGAUGGAUGAUACAAUACAAUUAUCUCUUAAUUCUGCUAAAUGGGAAUCACCGAGCCAAGCCAGAGAAUCUCAAGAGCAACGAUGCAAUCGAGUCAAGCAAGAGUUAUUUCGAGGCUGGCUUAGUAGAGAUAAUUUCUUGAAGGAGUGCAUUUCAGUUACCGAAGAGGAAUUAUCCAAAGGUACUCCGUCAUCAAAUACUAUUCCAAUCUCCGAAAAACCACUGGUUUCUGAACGCUUGGACCCUUAUGCUAAAGAACAAGAAAUAAAAAUAACACCACCAGAGGAGGUUAAAAUGACGCUUAAGUCUGAGCAGACUGUUGAAAAUAUUAUACGAGACCAGACUUGGGAAACACUUACGAAUGCUUGCCCGGGAAUGUUUGGCAACUGGGAAGCGGACUAUAAUAAAGCCAAAUAA